Molecule: messenger RNA, 794 nt
Organism: Aedes albopictus (Asian tiger mosquito)
Lineage: Eukaryota; Metazoa; Arthropoda; Insecta; Diptera; Culicidae
Gene: Blos4
Product: biogenesis of lysosome-related organelles complex 1 subunit 4
Exons: 2
Coding region: 218-775 (185 amino acids)
Cellular component (GO): BLOC-1 complex
Source: RefSeq, a predicted model, not a curated record
CAUUGUAUACAUUCAGCUGCGAUUCGUGCAAAGGGGGAACCACAACAAAAUCGCAAAAUACGAUAAGCAAGCACCCUAGGUGCAUGUAGAAUCUGAAUCGGAAUAAUGUAGUUUUGCGUUUGAGUUUGGCUUCAAUUGCAUUUAUUCGUAAUUUACAAUGUGAUAGCGUCCGCGAUUAUAUUAUUGUUAGUAAAGUUCUUAUAUCUAUUGAGUCGCCAUGGCAGAAGAACAACCACCCGAAGACUAUUCCUGCUAUUUCAAAGCGUCCAAUCUAGAAACAGAGAUCCUGCCAAUCAGCUCCAGCAUCGACGAGCUGCUGCUUCGGAUGGAAGAGUUUGAAAAUCUCCUGGAACUGGUCAAGGAGGAAUCGUCGGUGGCCGUCCAGCAGAACAUUCCCAAGAUAGCGGCCAUGAAGCCGGAGUUCGACAGUCUGUGCGAUCGGUUGGAUGCGCUGGAGCGUUUCGUUACGAUGGUUUCCAAAAAUCUGGAUACGGUGGAGCGGCAGGUGCAGAUAGCCGAGGAAGAACUGGAUAUUCCGGACAAAACAAUCAACGUGCUGCUCAAGUCACUGAACAUUUUCGGUAAACCUAAGCCUGCCGAACGGCAGACCAAUAGGAAUGCGAACGGGAUGUACGAACCGGCGAAGGUGUUCAAGACGGAGGAUUAUUUUGGUGCAGCGAAGAAUCAGGAAGAAGCAAGUAGUAGUUGUAGUAGUAGCAGUAGUUCCGGGUUGGACAAUUCCGAAGAGGCCAAAACGUUAAGUGAAACCCAAUAAAUCUAUAUUUUGCAUUGAA